AUGGUUUCUUCAUAUGCUAAUAACUCUGUGUUUCUCUUACUUUGCUUAUGCUUAACCUUUAGUACAAUUGCAUUUGGAGGAAAUUUCAACACUGAUUUUAACAUUCUAUUUGGAGAUAAAAGGGCUAACAUACAAGAUGGUGGCAAUUGUAUGACACUUACAAUGGAUAAAUAUUCUGGCUCUGGCAUUGGUACUCAGAAUGAAUAUUUGUUUGGACGAUUUGAUAUGCAAAUCAAACUUGUGCCAGGAAACUCUGCAGGCACUGUCACUGCAUAUUAUCUAAGUUCUCAAGGACCACACCAUGAUGAGAUUGAUAUGGAAUUUUUGGGUAACUUGUCUGGUGAUCCAUAUAUUCUCUCAACCAAUUUUUAUGCCAAUGGUGAUGGAGGUCAUGAGGUACAAUUCUAUCUUUGGUUUGAUCCCACAAACGACUUUCACACUUACUCUAUUGAUUGGAAUCCUCAGCGCAUAAUAAUAUUGGUGGAUAACAUACCCAUAAGAGUGAUACAUAAUAGACAAAACAUUGGUGUUCCAUUCCCAACAAGGCAACCAAUGAAAUUAUACACAACACUAUGGAAUGGAGAUUCAUGGGCAACAAGAGGGGGACAAGUGAAAAUUGAUUGGUCAAAGUCUCCAUUCACGGCUGGAUUUAGAAACUUCAGUGCUAAUGCGUGCAUGCCUAGUCCAUCAAAUAAUUGCUUAGGUUUCAAUGGCGGAGAAGAUAAAGGUCUUAAUGGUGAAACAAGGAAGAAGCUCAAAGAGAUUUAUUCAAAAUUGAUUGUUUAUGACUAUUGUCGUGAUUUUAUACGUUUUGCUCGUGGUCUGCCUAAUGAAUGCCGCAAUCGCUUAACAGAUCACCCAGAUGAAUAUUAG
Molecule: messenger RNA, 873 nt
Organism: Lathyrus oleraceus (garden pea)
Lineage: Eukaryota; Viridiplantae; Streptophyta; Magnoliopsida; Fabales; Fabaceae
Product: xyloglucan endotransglucosylase protein 1
Exons: 3
Coding region: 1-873 (290 amino acids)
Biological process (GO): cell wall biogenesis; xyloglucan metabolic process
Cellular component (GO): apoplast; cell wall
Molecular function (GO): xyloglucan:xyloglucosyl transferase activity; hydrolase activity, hydrolyzing O-glycosyl compounds
Source: RefSeq, a predicted model, not a curated record